AGGUCUAGAGCAGCUGUGAGCAAAGUGUAAGCACUCGGGCUGACAAACUUUGCGGGAAUUUUUAACUUUUCUGGGUUACUGGGUGGAGAAUUAAUCUGGAAACAGAUAUUGCUUUCUGCUCUGAAAAGUGACUUCAGCUGCCCAGGUGAAUCGGUUUAUGAGAUUGUUGUCAUCCCCCACCCACUUCUAGGGAUUUGAGACCUGUUUGUUCGUGGCUGAAUUGCUCUGGGAUGGCUCUUACCUAAAAAUAUGAUUAAUAUUGUUUUUCCAAACCAGGCAUUAAAGCAUCUCCUCCAUGCAGAGACAGUGAAAUUGUGUUUGGUCAUGAGUCACCUUUACUCUGGCACCCCACGACUGUAGCAGAGUUCCUGGGGUGGGUGCAUGCAGAAAUGUUAUUAAAUAAGCAAAAUAAAAGGACUAAAUAUGUAAUCAGUUUUGGUAGAGAAGAUGUGAUCCAGGAGCAGGGAAAGUUCUGUGACUGCUGGAACUGAAGUGUUGAUGGGAGUCUGAAGCCAUCUGUGGGAAUUACAGACUUCAUUGUCCCGUGUACCUCAGGUUCCUAUGGCCUGAGGUGCUCCUGCCUGCUCCCACAGCCCAACUCUAGAGUUGCUUCUUCUGGCGCAAGCACAGGAACAAUCCUCCUUCCCAAGACUGCACUUUCGCACCUCCUGGGGACAAGACUUUUGGAGACAAGGGGUGGAAAUGAGGGUGGUGGGUUUUGUUUCUUUUGGUGGUGGUGGCCCCUGGCUGGGGGCCAUUUUCCUGCUGUGAAAUCAAUGUUCUCAGCGCUUCCUUGUCAUUUUGGAGCUGCAUCUGCUGGUGGUUGCCAGCUCGUGGACUUCCUCUAAGGGAAGUGGAAAGCCCUCACUGCAUCUGCUGGAGGGUCUUUUUGUCUAGGGAGGAGCUGCCUAGCAAGUUCUUGGGCUUGGACUGCUCCUCAAGCUGCAGCAGAACUGCAACUCAUGGUUCCUGGGCUGCCACAACACCUCCGGGCUGGUGAAGCCGUGCCCCAGGCACCUCCUCUCCUCUACUGAGGGGUUUUGGGUGGCACGUUUCUCUGUUGAGGAGUGUUUCACCCUGCCUCUUCCCUUGCAGCAUCACAUUUCCUUGUCCUUCUGGGGAGUUUUGAGGUGAAUCUCCCGCAACUGGUUAUUCCAGAGCUGGGCUGGGGUUGGCCACUGCAAGCUUGAGGCAGCCAGGCAGGGUCCCCACUGUGACCGCCUCUCUCCCGCAGGCUCCUGAAGGUGCAGGAUGACUCUCUUCAACAGCGUCUACCCCUUCUACCCACAGCAGAGCAAGGCCUUCGUGUUCAAUGUCGCCACCAUCAUCGUGAUUGUGGUCUUUCUCACAUUUGCCUGCACCUUCCUGCUCAUCAUCCCUGGCAUCCGUGGACGGGCAAGGCUGUACUGGACACUCCGGGUUCUUCUCAGCCUCUUCAUGGGAGUGGUGAUUGUCACCGUCCAGUUCACGGGGGACUGGGAGACCGGCUGGGUGACGGCAAACACCUCCUACAAGUCCUUCAGCCAUGCUCUGGUGAAUGCAGACAUUGGGCUGCACAUUGGCCUGGCGGGGGUGAACGUCACACUCAGGGGAAACCCAGUGAAUCAGGUCAAUGAGACCAUCGACUACAACGAGUACUUUUCCUGGAGCUUCGAUGCAAACUACGACCACAGCUACAGCGAGGGGCUGGAACGGGGGCUGCCCAGCCCCAUCCUCUACGUGGCAGAGAAGUUCACCACUCAAAGCCCCUGUGACGUGCACAGGCAGUACCGCAUCUCUGGCCACUAUGCAUCAGCCACUCUCUGGGUGGCCUUUUGCACUUGGCUUAUCUCCAACAUGCUCUUCUCCAUGCCUGUCCUAGUCUACGGAGGCUACAUGCUCCUGGUCACAGGCGCCUUCAUGAUCUUUUCGUUGCUCUCCUUCUUCUCUGUGAGGAACACGCUGGUGUGCCCGAUCCAGUUUGGGACCACAAUCCUGCACACGAACUAUGGGGGAUCUUUCUGGCUCACGCUAGCGAUUGGCUUGCUCUGUUUCACGGCUGGGAUCGCGGUUGUGGCAUUGCACUACUUCAACUUAGAGCUGCUGAAAACCUUCUUUGAUCUCCAUGACAAUAAAGUGGAGGAGCACCAGGAAAUGACCGAAGUGUAUGUCAACCCUCAUGUAAUGAACAAAGGACUGUCUGCUCCUCUACCCUCCAAACUCAACCUCAACAGUGUCUAGAAGGUGGUUUUUCCUGCUCCCUCCCUGAAGGCAGACCCAAAAAGGGGCGGGGGAGAACCAACCCUUCUUGAUAUCCACAGAGACCUCCCUAUCCAUGUUGGGAUGGGUACUUUGCACACUGUAUCUCCAUGACCCUCUGGAAACAGACAAGCUUUGCAGAGAGACAGUGGGUUGCAGGCAGAGCAGCUCACAGAACGUGAGCUGGAUCUUUGUCCCAGAGGGAAUGCCGUUCCUGCUCCUGUGGCCAGUUGCCACACCAGAAAUUGAGCUCCCAGGUGUGGUUUCUCACAGGGAGCACCUACACCUCCAAAAGCUGCUGAUUAAACCUGCCCAUUUCUUUCCCAAGCACUGAUGGUUGGUGUAGACCUUUGGGUCUACCUACAAAAGCCAGGAACCGACCCAGACUUUGUUGGGCUGGAUGCUGCAGAGGCUGGCAUGAAAAAGGUGCUCCACAAGUAAAGGCUGAGUAAACACAAGAUGGAGCUUGCUGGGGAGGAUGUGGUGAUGUGAUUUCAACCUUGGCUCGAUUAGAGAAGAUUUGUAAGCUAUCAUGGACCAAAAAGAUGCCACAAAAAAGGACGGAGAGGGAGGAAUUAAGUUAUCUCUAUCCAGCUGGAGCACCAUUGGGCUGGCUGGGCUCCCCGUGAAAUGCAAGUGCAGGGCUAGGAGUCAGAGUUGGCUGAGGUGAGACAGGAGCUGCAGAGAGUUGUGUUAUUGCAGACAGGAGAUGGGCUCUGGCACCAAACCCUCCGGUGUGAUGAGGUCUCUGUGGUCUGGCACAAGGAGGUGCUGGAGGCCUGGGCAGCUUCCACUGUAAGGGACAUAAUUCCAGUAGUUUGGCUCUUAUUUAUGAGAAAAGACCCUCGUUGCAGGAGCAGGGAAGGGAUCAUCCCCUGCGCUUGGCACUGGUGAAGCCACAUCUCGACUCCUGGGUUCAGCUCUGGGCCCCUCACUCCAAGAAGGUCAUUGAGGGGCUGGAGCGCAUCUGGGGAAGGGAACUGAGCUGUGGAAGGGUCUGGAGCCCAGGGGUUGGAGCAGCAGAAGGGUCUGGGGCUGUUUAGCCUGGAGAAGAGGCUGAGGGGAGACCUCAUCGCUCUCUGCAGCUCCUGGAAAGGAGGUUGGAGCAAGGUGGGUGAUGGGCUCUGCUCCCAGGGAACAAGGGAUGGGACGAGAGGAAACAGCCUCAAGUUGUGCCAGGGGAGGGUGGGAUUGGAUAAUGGGGAACGUUCCUUCCCUGGCAGAGGCUGCCCAGGGUGGGGAGAGUCCCUAUCCCUGGGAGGGGUUAAAAAAGCGUGUGGCCGUGGCACCUGGGGACAGGGUUCAGAGACCAGGGUGGGUUGGGCUGGUGGUUGGAGCCUCUAUGAUUCUGUGACUCCCUGAUUUCUCGCAGGUU
Messenger RNA from Cuculus canorus (common cuckoo), 3613 nucleotides. RefSeq names its product dual oxidase maturation factor 2 (gene DUOXA2). Bases 1252 to 2220 code for a protein of 322 amino acids. Gene Ontology annotation, biological process: protein transport. The transcript is spliced from 6 exons. Lineage: Eukaryota; Metazoa; Chordata; Aves; Cuculiformes; Cuculidae. Gene Ontology annotation, cellular component: endoplasmic reticulum membrane. The record is from RefSeq and is a predicted model, not a curated record.